This is a messenger RNA of Cornus florida, 3785 nucleotides long. RefSeq names its product C2 and GRAM domain-containing protein At5g50170. Bases 421 to 3474 code for a protein of 1017 amino acids. Lineage: Eukaryota; Viridiplantae; Streptophyta; Magnoliopsida; Cornales; Cornaceae. The transcript is spliced from 9 exons. The record is from RefSeq and is a predicted model, not a curated record.
CAAAGUUUAAAAAAAAAAAAAUUCAACGAAACGACGAAUCAAAACAAUAACUACCAACUUAACAAUAUAGCUGACCUAUGCAUUUAUAAAUGUAUUUAUAUAUACAUAUAUAUUGUUUGGUACUUCAUCAAUCCUUUCCCGAAACGCAAAACUCUCCUCCAAACCGAACCGGCUUUCUUCCUUUUCUCUCUCUAAAAUAUACUACUAUUUUCUUUCUCGCACUAAUCCAUUCCCCUACCUCCCUCUCUCGUGUCACUUUCCUCUCACACCCACGUUUCUUCAUGGCUUCACCCACAAUUUUCUCUCUCUUCCCCAUACAAAACCAAAGCCCACCACCACCGCAACAUCAACACACCACCACCCAAGGCUAUUCAAAUCACUUUCUUCUGUUUCGACAUUACAUUUACACAGAGAUCGACCAUGAGGCUGUUUGUGUAUGUGUUGGAGGGUAGAGAUUUGGCGGUGAAGGACUCGUAUGUGAAGCUUCAGGUUGGGAAGUUCAAGUCCAAGACUAGGGUUUUGAGGAGCACCACAAACCCAGUUUGGAAUGAAGAGUUCGUGUUUAGAGUCCAUGAAAUGGACGACGAACUCACACUCUCUGUGUAUCAACACAAUGACGACUCUGGCUUCUUCCAUUCGUCUGGUGAUUUUGUGGGUCGGGUCCAAAUUCCGGUAUCGUCCGUCGCCGCUGAAGCGAAUCAGAAUCUGCCCCUCACUUGGUUUUCGCUUGAGAAACCAAAGACUCCAAAAUCAAAUAACAUAUUUAGUGAUGCAGGGAAAAUUCUUGUCACUCUUUCUCUUCAUGGUAGAGGCCAAAUUAUAUCUGCCAACCACGUUUCCUAUGUACAUCCAAGUAUUAGAAGUGGAGGCUCUAAAGAAUGGGAAGGCACAUAUAAUUCAUUUCAAGAUAUUUGCUGCAGAGCUCCAUCUCGGAAGAUCCAAGAAGGGAAACAUGUUCUGAAGGCUAUUGCGGGCCGUUUGGAGAGGCUUUUUAAUAAGAAUGAAGCAACUUCAAGAGAUGAUGAUUCCUCAGAGUUAUCAUCCACUACUCUGUCUGAUUAUGAGGACUCCAUGGAGGAACCUCCCCCUAGCUGUAGUUUUGAAGGUGGUCUUGAGAUGAUGCAGUCAACGAAUGAUGAACGAGAAAUGCCUGAGAACCUGCAGGGGGGCACUGUUUUGGAUCAGACGUAUGUGGUACCAUCCAAAGAUCUCAACAUGUUUCUUUUUGCUCCCAACUCACACUUCAGGCGAGAUCUGGCAGAACUACAGGGAACAACAGAUGUACAAGAGGGGCCUUGGACAUGGAAAUCAGAUAAUAUUUCCUGUUUAACACGAGUUGUUACUUACACAAAAGCUGCAACCAAGUUAGUUAAGGCUGUUAAAGCCACUGAGGGGCAAACCUAUAUUAAGGCAGAUGGAGGAGAAUUUGCUAUUUUGGUAAAUGUAAGUACACCAGAUGUUCCAUUUGGAAAUACAUUCAAUGUCGAAUUACUUUACAGGAUAAUGCCUGGGCCAGAGCUUUCUUCUGGAGAAGAAACAUCUUGUCUUGUAGUAUCCUGGGGCAUGAAAUUCAAUCAGAACACUAUGAUGAGAGGCAUGAUAGAGGGAGGAGCUCGGCAGGGAUUAAAGGAGAGUUUUGAUCAAUUUGCCAGCUUGCUAGCUAAAACUUAUAAAUCGGUAAAUUCUGCAGAUAUAUUGGACAAAGACCAUGUUCUGGCAACUUUGCAAACUGAGUACCAGUCAGAUUGGGAAUUGGCAACCAAGUAUUUCUGGAAUUUUACUGUGGUUUCCACUGCCUUUAUGAUUUUGUAUGUCUUGGCGCAUAUUUUAGUUUGUGGACACAGCAAGCUCCAAGGGUUGGAAAUUAGUGGUCUCGAUUUGCCAGACAGCUUUGGAGAACUCAUCACCUGUGGAAUUUUGAUCAUUCAACUCGAGCGUGUAUAUAACAUGGUAUUACACUUUGUACAAGCUAGGUUUCAUAGAGGAAGUGACCAUGGAGUCAAAGCCCAAGGUGAUGGAUGGGUGCUUACAGUCGCUUUGGUUGAAGGAAUGAACUUAGCUUCCUUGGAUUCAACAGAGUUCCCAGAUCCCUACGUGGUGUUCACCUGUAACGGUAAAACGAGAACAAGCUCUGUCAAGCUGCAUACCCUCAAUCCUCAAUGGAAUGAGAUCCUUGAGUUCGAUGCUUUGGAAGAACCACCCUCAGUGCUGGAUGUGGAAGUUUUUGAUUUUGAUGGUCCAUUUGACCAGGAUGCCUCACUUGGGCAUGCUGAAAUCAAUUUUGUAAAACACACAUCUACUGAAUUGGCAGACAUGUGGGUUGCUCUGGAGGGAAAACUUGCUCAGUCUUCUCAGUCAAAGUUGCACCUUAGAAUUUUUUUGGACAACAACAAUGGAGUUGAAACCAUUAAAGACUAUUUGACGAAGAUGGAAAAGGAAGUUGGAAAGAAGUUGAACCUUCGGUCGCCUCACAGGAAUUCAACUUUCCAGAAAUUUUUUGGGUUGCCACCGGAAGAAUUUCUUAUUAGUGAUUUCUCAUGCUCCUUGAAAAGAAAGAUGCCACUACAGGGGCGGCUCUUUCUAUCUGCAAGGAUUGUUGGAUUUUAUGCCAACUUGUUUGGACAUAAAACCAAAUUUUUCUUUCUGUGGGAAGAUAUUGAAGAUAUUCAAGUGCUUCCCCCAUCUCUGGCAUCUGUUGGCAGCCCCACACUGGUCAUAGUUCUGCGAAAAGGUCGAGGUCUUGAUGCUAUGCAUGGUGCAAAGUCUCAAGAUGAAGAAGGCAGGCUUCGGUUCUAUUUCCAAUCCUUUGUUUCCAUCAAUGCAGCCAGCAGGACAAUUAUGGCCUUAUGGAGGACAAGAACAUUGACUUCAGAUCAGAAAGUAGAUAUUGCAGAAGAGCAGCAGGAUCAAGAUGGACCAUCUUUUCUGCUUGAAGACACUGGAUCUUGUUUGGUUGUUGAAGAUGCAAAGAUGUCCCAGGUUUACUCCACAGAACUUCCUGUUAAUAUAAAAUCGAUGAUGGAAAUGUUUGAUGGAGGAACUCUGGAGCAGGAAGUGAUGGGAAAAUCUGGCUGUCUUAAUUAUAUGACAACGAAUUGGGAACCAGUGAAGCCUCAUGCAUAUGAAAGACGUCUAUUUUACAAGUUCAACCGUCGUGUUUCGGUCUUUGGAGGGGAAGUUACCUGCACACAGCAAAAAUCUCCCAUUGCAAUCGACAAAGGGUGGAUUGUCAGUGAGAUAAUGGCCCUUCACAAUGUCCCAUUUGGUGACCACUUCCGUGUCCAGUUUAGGUACAACAUUGAGAACUCUGCUCUUGAUCCGUGUUCAUGCAAGUGCGAUGUUUAUAUCGGCGUCAUGUGGCUGAAGAGCACAAAGUUCCAGCAGAGAAUAACUCGAAACAUAACCGAGAAGCUCACCAAUAGAUUGAAGGAAAUAUUUGAGCUGGCUGAAAGAGAGAUUUUAUUGUCGGCUUGACAAGAUAGUUCCAUCUGACAAACGUUUCAGCACCAUCUUUCAGUAUUUUCUUGGUUCGGAAAACCUCAGUGACAAUCAAUCAUCAUUUUGCGAGUGUUUUUACUAAUUUAAGGUUGCAUCAAUGUUAUUUUUGGAGUACAACAUUCUUAGCCAUGAACAAUUAUCACAUUUUUUGUUGUUUUGAUUUGUUUUUGUUUGUGUGUCAAAACAUGGUUUCUUUGUAUACCUUUUCUCCUUGUUUGUUAGUAACGAUUCAGAGAUGUACCCCUUACUGGAAUAUUGUAGUUACUAUAUUUUAUAUCAAGGCAAAA